This is a messenger RNA of Brugia pahangi, 3189 nucleotides long. Lineage: Eukaryota; Metazoa; Nematoda; Chromadorea; Rhabditida; Onchocercidae. The record is from the annotation of a GenBank genome assembly.
AUGGGUGCGAAGAGAUAUUCGAGGAAAAAUGAUGAUCUCAGUCAAUGUUCUUCACAAAUUGUUACCGCAAUCGAUACAUUUACUGCAUCUGAUUAUCUUGUUGGUGAUUCAAUGGAUAAUAUAGAAGGAAUGUUACGAUUAUUAAUAAAUAAUCCACGUAAUUUAACAAUUUUUAAAUAUCCAAAUGAUACUACCCGAAGAAUAAGUGUUGAGUCAAUUGCGCCAAAUGCGCAAAAAGUUCAAACAAAAACAGCCUCUAUCAUUCGUUGUUUUAGUGCUGAUUCAUUGUUACAAACAAAUCAACAAUUUAUGCGGCAUUCAAUGCAAGGCCUAAAAAAUACACAAAAUAUUGAACCACAAACAAGUUCAUCAUCUAUUGCUGCACCACAUGUAUUUAUCAUUGGUCCAGUAAGAGUGCAAACAAUACAAAAAAUUGAUGGACGAUUAAUGGAUAAAUUAUUUAUUGAUGAAAUAUUAGAAUUAUAUGGUUCAGGUGUAAAAUAUCCAAGCAAAGAAUUAAUUAAUAUAAAACCUAAAAUUCUAAAAUCUCUUCCAACGACUACAAAAAAUAUUCCAAUAACAGUACAAGCUGUUCGUGUUGGUAGUGAUUAUGUAAGAAUUGAUCGAAAAAUGGAAAUUGAUCGAUCUAAAAUCAAAUUACAAUCAGUUGCAAAUACCAAAGAAUUAGUGAAAUUUGGUGGUGCUGAAAUGAUCGACGAAAAUGAUGAAAUUAAACCAAUUCGUAAAUCAAAAUCGGAAGCUACCAUUUUUAAAAUACCAAUUUUUAAUUUAAUUGGUUCAUUGGUAAUUACAGCAUUUCAAAAUACAAUUUAUGAUAGUAGCGGUAGUUAUAAAAUAUACGAAGAAAUUGAACUUCGUGCUGAUAGAAGUACUGCAAAACCUGAAAUUGCGGUUGUACCAUUUCUUCGAAAGGUAUCAGUGUUACCAAAAAAUAAGAAAGAUCAAAUACCAAUCAAAUAUCAGGAAGAUAUUCUUAUAGGCUAUAAUGUGAUGCUUAUCAAACGUCUAAUUGAAAUUAAACCUUCGUUUAAAAAACAGUUUUAUAAUUUUUCAUUAAACGAAGAACGAAAUUAUGUCACUGAUAAGACUAUUUCUACUCCAAGUAGUAUUACCGAAUCUGUACCAUCAAAUAUUGGAAAACCAAAAAUGCUUGUUUUACAAGAGCCACCUAUUAGGACAGAUUUUACAAGAUUAAGUAGUGGUUCAGCCGAACAGGUAUUUUAUCAUCCGGUUGAACCGGUUGAUAAAAAAGAUCACAAAACGGAAGAAAAUUUACAAACAGCAAUUGGUUCAUCUGAUAUAAUUAAUGAAGAUCGUGGUAUUGUCAAAACAUUUGACAAAUUUCAGAAAAUUGCAAAGAGUACAAAGCAUCGUAAGUUAAAAGUUGGUAAAUCACCUACUGAAGCUUUCCUGAAUGCUGAAUUACACACUUCACGUCCGUUACGUAACACUUCAAAACCGGAAAAUCCGGAAACUAUUGAUUAUGCAUUACAAGCUCAUUCUGAUUCACUACGUACCGGACAAUCAAUUAGCACAGAAAGUACAAAAAAUCCGAAACAAAAUCAAUUAGCAGAUCAAGAUGAAUCAAAACAAUUCAAAGAAUCCAUUUCAUUUGCAAGCAAAGCAAAGCAUUCAUCAACAAAUGAAGCAAUCGAUUCAAAUUCAAAAAUGAAUCAAAUUUCACAUCCAACCACGCUGAAGACAGCUCGUUUGUCUAACUCAUUUCGACCCAUUUAUUCAUCACCGAUUCAUUCUUUUGCAUCCUUAUUUUCAUCUAAACGAAAUCAUUUACAAAAAUGUCUUCCUGAUAGCUCUGAAAUGGGAUUAAUUUCAUCUUCCAGUUCUACUUGCAUAAGUAAAGAUAAUUCUUUGUUGAAUGAAAAGAAGAAUAUUUCGAGAAAUGCGCAAAAAGUACCAUCCAUUCAUUCCAUAUCUAAAGAUCAAAUUUUCAAAUACAACAAAUCAUCGCAUUUUUUCGGGAAUAUAGAUGAUAAAAAUGAUAAUGAAAAAUCAACCGGUAUUCGAACUGCUCGUAGCAUUCCGGAUCAGCUAAUAGCAACAGCAAAAAGUUCACGUUUUCCUGAAACUGAUGAACAAGCAGCAUUAACUGCAUGUGAAUUAUCGCAAGAAUUAUUGAAUCGUAGUAGAAGCGCAAAAAAAGAUAAACAACAACAUCUCAUUAAAACAACCGGAAAUUUUCCUGAUACGCAAAUUUCAUCACGGAAAAUAUUUUCGACCGUACAACCAACACAUAUUAGCAGUUCUUCAUUAACUGGAAUUAAAUCAAAGAAUUUAAAGUUACCUUCAAUAUCACUAGAACAAGAAAGGAAAAAUGUUUCUAUUGUUUCCGACAGAUGUCACCAUGCCAUGUCACCAAAACGAAAAUAUGGUUUAUUACCACCAACAUCAAGUAUCAUAUCAGCUACACCUAAAUAUUCCUCAAAAAGUCGCAGCGGUGAAAAUGUCACCUCAAAAUCAUUAAUGUCAUCGCAAAUAUCAAAAGAAACAUUCUCAGAUAUUGAUAAGAAAGUACACGUAAAAUCUAAGAAAACGUCAAAAGAAAUUCAAUCACUUGAAUCACGUUUUGGACAAUUGCCAUCACGUUUUGAGAGAUUCCCGUUACAAGCUCGAUCAACAAAAUCUCGACAAAAAAAAUCAUUUGAUGCCUCUGCUAAACGAAUUCGAGCAAAACGAGUACCAUCAUUAAUAAGUGUAACACAAGAAUCGGAUGAUACUAAAAGUUGCUCUAUACGAACACCAUCAAAAUGGUUUGAAAAGUCAAAAAUAUUUGCAGAUCAAUCAGAAUUAGAACAACCAGUACAAACAAAAAGUAUUGUUAUUCCCAUAUCUUCCACUAUGCUAAAAUCAUCUGGCGCAAAUGUACCAACAACAGAAGCGCCAUUAGCAUCAAAAGCAAGCACGACAAAAAAAGUUUCAUCAAUUUCUGAUACAUUAAUUAAAAAAAAAGGAUCUAUGGAUGGUCAAAAAGGUGGAACUUCAAUAAUGAUUGAAUCGAAAGAUGACGAAAAUCUUACCAUUCAAUUAAAUAUAAAUUUACAAGUGAAAAAUAAAGAUGGUAAAUUAAGUGAAAAACAAAAGCUAAAACCGGAACGUAUACUGAUAAAUGAUCGUGAAGUAUACCGGAAAAGUGAAAGCUAUCAUUUAUAA